Messenger RNA from Prosopis cineraria, 2011 nucleotides. Its product is annotated as mitogen-activated protein kinase kinase 3. Gene Ontology annotation, molecular function: ATP binding; MAP kinase kinase activity. Bases 247 to 1803 code for a protein of 518 amino acids. The transcript is spliced from 10 exons. The record is from RefSeq and is a predicted model, not a curated record. Lineage: Eukaryota; Viridiplantae; Streptophyta; Magnoliopsida; Fabales; Fabaceae. Gene Ontology annotation, biological process: protein phosphorylation; MAPK cascade.
AAUUACUAAGUACGAACCUAUCCCGAUUCGGCCACCCACUCUCCGAUGGUCCGCCACCCCCUCUCCUGCGUCGAGUCGUCUGGCCUCCGUCCAGACUCUGGCAAAUCGCUCUAAAUAAUAUUGAUUUCUUCAUGAAUGGGUGUGACCACAGUCUCGAACAAAUAAGUGAUACAGAGAGGCUUCAGGGUUUGUUUCUUUUACAAAACCAAUUCAAAUUUGAAUUUAGAUAACCACAAAGCCAUAACUAUGUCUGGGUUGGAGGAAUUGAGAAAAAAACUUGCACCAUUAUUUGAUGCUGAGAAGGGCUUUUCGACAGGUUCGACCUUGGAUCCGUGUGAUUCGUACACAUUAUCAGAUGGUGGAACUGUUAACUUGUUGAGCAGAUCAUAUGGAGUGUACAAUAUCAACGAGCUUGGACUGCAGAAGUGCACAUCUCGAUCUAUAGAUGAAACUGAUCACAGUGAGAAAACGUAUAGAUGCGCUUCCCAAGAGAUGAGAAUAUUUGGAGCGAUUGGUAGUGGUGCCAGUAGUAUUGUGCAGAGAGCCAUACAUAUACCAACACAUAGAAUUAUAGCAUUGAAGAAAAUCAAUAUCUUUGAGAAGGAGAAAAGGCAGCAACUUCUUACUGAAAUAAGGACAUUAUGUGAAGCGCCUUGUUACCAAGGUCUUGUUGAAUUCCAUGGGGCAUUCUACACUCCAGACUCUGGACAGAUAAGCAUAGCUUUGGAGUACAUGGAUGGAGGAUCACUGGCAGAUAUCUUAGCAAUGCAUGGAAAAGUACCUGAGCCUAUUCUUUCAGCUAUGUUUCAGAAGCUUCUACAUGGGUUAAGCUAUCUGCAUGGAGUCAGACAUUUAGUCCACAGAGAUAUAAAGCCGGCUAAUUUACUUGUAAAUCUCAAGGGGGAACCAAAAAUUACUGAUUUUGGUAUCAGUGCUGGCUUAGAGAAUUCAGUGGCAAUGUGUGCUACUUUUGUUGGCACUGUGACAUACAUGUCACCUGAGAGAAUUCGAAAUGAUAGCUAUUCUUUUCCUGCUGAUAUAUGGAGCCUUGGUCUUUCUCUCCUUGAGUGUGGAACUGGAGAAUUCCCGUAUACUGCUAAUGAAGGUCCUGUAAAUCUUAUGUUGCAGAUUCUAGAAGAUCCAUCACCAUCACCAUCAAAACAUAAGUUUUCACCUGAAUUCAACUCCUUUGUUGGUGCUUGCUUACAGAAGGAUCCAGAUGACAGGCCAACAGCAGAUCAGUUGCUUCAGCACCCCUUUAUCACAAAGUAUGAGAAUGACAACGUAGAUUUAGCAGGAUUUGUACGAAGUGUUUUUGAUCCAACACAACGAAUGAAGGACUUGGCUGAUAUGUUCACAAUCCAUUAUUACUUACUAUUUGAUGGACCCGAUGAUCUCUGGCAUCAUACCAGGAGCUUGUACAAUGAAGGUUCAACUUUCAGUUUCUCUGGGAAACAAUACGUUGGUCCAAACAAUAUUUUCACAAAAAUAUCAAGUAUCCGAAGUACAUUAGUUGGUGACUGGCCUCCUGAAAAACUGGUGCAUGUAGUUGAAAAGCUUCGAUGCCGUGCCCAUGGUGAGGGCGGAGUUGCAAUUAGGGUAUCAGGAUCCUUUAUUAUUGGUAAUCAGUUCCUAAUAUGUGGAGAUGGCAUUCAAGUAGAGGGCUUACCGAACUUUAAGGAUCUUGGAAUCGAUGUUUCUAGCAGGCGAAUGGGCACAUUUCAUGAACAGUUUAUCAUAGAACCCACCAAUCUCAUUGGAUGCUACUCCAUAGCUAACCAAGAAUUGUACAUAACCCAAUAGUGGUACUGGUCUCUCUGACACUGGGAAUACUUCUCUGGUUCAAAGUCCACAUAAUAUUUGGAGCACGGCUUCCCAGCCUUGUAGAUUGUUUCAAGUUUUUAUGUAUUAAUAAUUAUCUGUAUUUAGCUACCUACAUUAUACGUUAUCAGACCACACAAAGUGGCUUUGUUGUGUAGCUAUGAUAUGAAUAAAGAAAAUUGUUAGAGAA